GUUUUAGAGAGGUUUACACUUCUACACACACAGAGGCUUUUGUUGUUUUUUCUCAUUCUUUCUUCCUUUCCUUAUCUUCUUCUUCUCCGCUGUUUUCUUCACAUCCGCCAUUGAAAUUUAGCUCUCUUUGCUUCCAUGGCUCUUGUCUCCCCUAGCUCAAUAGCCCAGAUAAAUACACCAUGGGGGAAUUCGAAAUCCCCUAAAAAACACAACUUUUUCUUCAUUUCAUCCACUGACCCUCCAAAGUUCUUGCAUAAUCCCACCCUUUUUCCUUCCUCUUUCCCUCAUGCCCUUAAACUCCCUUCCCUCUACACUCCCAUUCCCCUCCAUUUACACCCUUUAUCUGACUCCACCGACGAUAAUUUCACCGAAAACCUUCAAGAGUUGGGCAAUUUGCAGACUAUCCCAAAAGGGAUUUCUCAGGUUUUGACUAAGGAGUCGAAGGAUAGAGUUUUUAUUCGGGACCCGCCAUGGAUAUCGGCGCUUUUCAUGAAGAAUUUUUAUUAUAGGUCGAAGAUUAAAGAAGGGUUCAGAUUGGAAUAUCAAGAGAUUGAGAGGAGGAAGUAUAAUUUGCUGCGGAAAAGGCAGAUUGAAGCUGAAACUAAAGCUUGGCAGAAGAUGGUGGAAGAGUAUAAGGAACUGGAAAGGGAAAUGUGCGAGAAGAAAUUGGCUCCCAAUUUGCCUUAUAUGAAGAAAUUGUUUUUGGGUUGGUUUGAGCCAUUGAAAAACGCCAUUGAGAAGGAACAAAAGGCUAAGGUGACUAAGAAGAAGUCUGCAUUUGCCCCAUAUAUUGAUUGCUUGCCAGCUGAUAAAAUGGCAGUUAUUGUGAUGCAUAGAAUAAUGGGGUUGUUAAUGAUGGGGGAAAAAGAUGAUAGGUGUGUUCGAGUUGUUGAAGCUGCAGCCCAGAUUGGGAUCGCAAUUGAGCAAGAAGUUAGGAUUCAGAGUUUCUUGGAUAGAACAAAAAAGUCUCAGAGAAAGUUAACUUCUGCUGAUAAUGAAGAACAGAUGAGUACUGAGACAAUACUACUCAGAAAACGUGUGAAGAGUUUGUUAAAAAGGAAUAGGAUUUCUGAGGCACAAAAGCUCGUGAAAAGUGAUAAAUUCAAACCUUGGGGCAGAGAUAUACAAGCCAAGCUGGGAUGUCGACUUAUAGAACUUCUAAUAGAAACAGCUUAUGUGCAACCUCCAGUUAGUGAGACCAGUGACAGUCCGCCGGAUUUUAGACCAGCAUUUAGGCAUACCAUGAAAAUUUCAGCUAAAGACUAUGGGCAGCACCCUGUCAAAAGGUACGGGGUUAUAGAGUGUGAUCCUGUAAUUUAUUCUGGACUUGAUAGAAGUGCUAAACACAUUAUGGUUCAGUAUGUGCCAAUGCUGGUACCACCCAAGAAGUGGAGAGGGUAUGACAAAGGUGGUUAUUUGUUCCUACCUUCCUUCUUGAUGCGAACUCAUGGGUCUAGACAACAGCAAAAUGCAAUAAAACGUGCUCCAAUGAAACAAAUGCAGAGAGUUUUCGAGGCCUUGGAUACUUUGGGAAACACCAAAUGGCGAGUGAAUAGACGGAUACUUAACAUUGUAGAGACUAUUUGGGGAGGAGGAGGCAAUGUUGCUGGCCUCGUAAAUAGGAAAGAUGUUCCUAUACCUGAACUGCUCUCUGAUAAUGAGGAGGAAAUAAAAAAAUGGAAAUGGAAAGCCAGAAAAGCUAGGAAAAUCAACCAAGAGUUGCAUUCAUUGCGUUGUGACACUGAGCUGAAGCUCUCUGUGGCUCGUAACAUGAAAGAUGAGGAAGGAUUCUACUAUCCCCACAAUCUGGAUUUUCGUGGAAGAGCUUAUCCUAUGCAUCCACAUUUAAAUCACCUCAGUUCUGAUCUUUGUCGAGGUCUCCUAGAGUUUGCUGAAGGACGGCCCCUAGGGAAGUCCGGACUAUAUUGGCUGAAAGUACAUUUAGCUAAUCUCUUUGGUGGCAGUGUUAAGAAGCUUUCCCAUGAUCAACGGCUGGCUUUUGUGGAAAAUCACCUCAAUGAAGUGUUGGAUUCAGCGGAUAAUCCUCUUAAUGGAAAUCAGUGGUGGUUGAAGGCUGAGGAUCCUUUUCAGUGCUUGGCAGCUUGUAUUAAUUUAUCGGAAGCUCUAAAGAGCUCAUCACCGUAUACUGUUAUCUCCCAUCUACCAAUCCACCAGGAUGGCUCAUGCAACGGUUUACAGCACUAUGCGGCUCUUGGGAAAGAUAGUAUGGAAGCUGCUGCUGUCAAUUUGAUUGCUGGAGAUAAACCUGCUGAUGUUUACUCAGAAAUAGCCACAAGGGUUCGUGAUAUUAUACGACUAGACAGUGAAAAGGACCCUGCUACAGAUCCCAAUGCUAUAGUCGCCAAGCUUUUACUUGAUCAGGUUGACAGGAAAUUGGUGAAGCAGACUGUCAUGACUUCUGUAUACGGUGUCACUUAUGUUGGAGCACGCGAACAAAUCAAAAGAAGGUUAGAGGAAAAGGGUCUGAUUGCUGAUGAUAGGUUGCUCUUCAGUGCUGCAUGCUAUGGUGCCAAAGUGACAAUGGCUGCUCUUGGAGAAUUGUUUGAAGCAGCACGUGGUAUAAUGGUUUGGCUGGGUGAUUGUGCUAAGGUGAUUGCUUCUGAAAACCAGCCUGUGCGGUGGACCACGCCUCUGGGCCUCCCCAUUGUGCAACCUUACUUUAAAUCUCAAAGGCACAUUAUAAAAACAUCACUUCAGGUUUUGGCACUGCAGCGUGAAGGUGAUUCGGUUGAGGCUAGAAAACAACGUACUGCUUUCCCUCCAAAUUUUGUGCACUCCUUAGACAGCACGCACAUGAUGAUGACUGCUGUUGCCUGUAGAGAUGCUGGCCUACAGUUUGCAGGUGUACACGAUUCAUUCUGGACCCAUGCAUGCGAUGUUGGCAAGAUGAAUCAAAUACUCCGGGAAAAAUUUGUGGAGCUUUACAGUAUGCCAAUACUUGAAAACGUAAGCAUACCACUUGAACAUUUUUUCUUCAAGCAAUACUCUCUGUUCACUACAUGGAAUUAGCCUUGUUGAUAACACUUGUAUCUCUCCAUUCAAAAGGUAUUAACCUCUAAAUUUAAAAUAAACCUGAAAUCUGGGGAAUAGAAUUGAGGAUUUUCACAACUCCAUGACAUUUUCCGUCAUAUUUUUACAGCUUUUAUAUUUGUCUGUGAUGAUUUCUAUUUCUUCUACUACCAAACUCAACAUGUUAAUCUUGUUGUCUUGGUAAACAGUUGCUUGAAAGCUUUCAAACGUCAUAUCCAUCUUUGACAUUUCCUGCUCUACCAAAAAGAGGCGACUUUGACUUGCGUGAAGUUCUGGAAUCACCGUACUUCUUCAAUUGAUUGAUUGGGAGAAACAUUGGCCGUUCACAUGGAGACAAAUUACUGAGGCAACAUGUGCUUCAGUAGAAGGUCAGAGCAAUGUGCUCAGUCACUCCUUCAAAAAGUAGAAGGAACGAAGGGAUCACAAUACUCUGGCCAAAUGCAUCCUCAGCAGAUUGUUAUCUAACUUGCAAAUGAAGUAAGAUCCAACUGCUAGAAUUAACAUUGCCGUAGAGGAAAGUUAGCAACAAAAGGAACAUGAUGAGGGCUUAUCAGCUGAAUUUAUCUUUGCUGAGGAAGGGAUAUUUCAUUGUUCUAUGCUGCUUCGAUGAAAGCAAACUCUCCAAACUCUGAUGAUUUUCCUCAUUGUCAUCUCAAAGAAUAGGGGGAGAAAUUAAAGGCAUUCCUGGAGUGCCUUGACGAACUCAUUUGCUGAUCAGUUCUUGGACCCAACGUUGGAAAGAGUGGACUUUUUCCACUCAGUUACAGCCUGAUGUUUCGUCAAAGUAGUUAGAGCUCAGUUCUUGUGUCCAAUGCCAGAAAGAGUGGGCUUUUUCCACUCAGUUCCAGACUGAUGUUGAUUCCUAGGCUGUGGAUUGGAGAUGAUCAAUCUAGAGCGCGUGGUGGAAGAACAAUUCUUUGAUGUAAAUGCUUGUACAGAUUUCACCAACUAUACUUACUGACCAAAAUUUUGUAUUGUGUUGUGUUGUGUUGUGUUGUAUGUAGAGAGAAAAUAGAAUAUUGCCCUACCGGCAAUUCGGCACUGACGAAUGUAUACAGUUAGAAGUUUUGCAUUUAUGAAAGUGAUGUGGGAAAACCCUUUUUCUUUCUAUCUUAUUCAUGUUCCAU
Messenger RNA from Oldenlandia corymbosa var. corymbosa, 4178 nucleotides. NCBI's taxonomy places the organism in Eukaryota, Viridiplantae, Streptophyta, Magnoliopsida, Gentianales, Rubiaceae. The record is from the annotation of a GenBank genome assembly.